Messenger RNA from Ceratina calcarata, 2446 nucleotides. It is a transcript of the gene heix, whose product is annotated as UbiA prenyltransferase domain-containing heix. The transcript is spliced from 2 exons. The record is from RefSeq and is a predicted model, not a curated record. NCBI's taxonomy places the organism in Eukaryota, Metazoa, Arthropoda, Insecta, Hymenoptera, Apidae. Gene Ontology annotation, cellular component: Golgi membrane; endoplasmic reticulum. The coding region runs from base 432 to 1427 and encodes 331 amino acids. Gene Ontology annotation, molecular function: prenyltransferase activity. Gene Ontology annotation, biological process: vitamin K biosynthetic process; menaquinone biosynthetic process.
AUAACUUUUAUCUAUUGCUGCUAUAAAUAAAACAAUAGCGGAAAGUCUAGGUAUAAAUUUAAAGUACGAAUGUACCGUUUUGUGUAAAUAUCGUAAUACAAAGCAUAAAAAAACGUAUAGUCCAUUGGCCCGACUCUCAAGGAUGUAAAUGGAUUCCUGUACAGUGAAAAAAGAAACAAUUUCAGGGAGCGCCACGUGCAAAUUAAUGAAAACACGUCACCGUUAUAUUUUACGAAAAGGGGAACAGAAUUCUUCUUCGAACGCAAAGAUUAAAUGUUGACGAUGUGAAAAUUAUUCAACUCGGGCCAUCAAACAAUCUUUCGUCAUGAUCCAAGUGUAUUUGAAGAAUGCAACUGUUGUCAACAAAUUAUGGAGAUUGUUCUAACCCAGCUUUCCCUCUUUCUGAAGAACAGUAGAAUAUUUCAAGUAUAAUGUCCAAUGGUAUUAGGCUCUCUGCCAAGGAAAUUGGAGGAAAACACAUGUCAAACAACGCAAAUUGUUUGCCUGUAAUGUCCUCAACAUUAAGAUCUCCAUUAAUGAAGUUGUCUUCAUAUUUCUUGGCUGUACGACCAUGGUCGUUGAGUGCUUCGUUAAUGCCAACGCUCCUUGGAUCAGCUCUGGCAUAUCGGUUAACAGGCUUAACAAAUUUUAGCUGGAUAUCUUUGAUUUUCACGGUAUACACCGUCUUUUGUGUACAUGGAGCUGGUAACGUAGUCAACACCUAUUUUGAUUACAUAAAAGGGGUGGACAGUCGGAAGAGCGAUGAUAGGAUAUUGGUAGAUCAACUUUUAUCAAAGGAUGAAUUAGUUUCGUUAGGUGCACUGUUGUAUACCGCAGGAUGUUUGGGUUUUGUACUAUUAACUACCAUAUCUCCAGCGAGAAUGGAGCAUCUCGCACUUUUGUACUUCGGAGGUUUGUCCUCGUCGUUUCUUUACACGGGAGGAAUAGGAUUGAAAUACAUCGCGUUAGGCGAUGUCCUCAUUUUAGUUAUAUUCGGCCCCAUCUCAGUCUUGUUCGCGUUCAUGGUUCAGACCGGUUACAUUGAAUUAGGUACGAUAUACUACGCUAUACCUCUUGCGCUGAAUACAGAGGCUAUCCUACACAGUAAUAAUACGCGGGAUUUGGAGAGCGAUAAGAAAGCUGGAAUCGUAACGCUAGCUAUUUUAAUAGGUCAUACCGUAUCUCAUGUUUUAUACGCUUUUUUACUGUUUACACCGUAUGUAACAUUGGUAGUGCUUGCAUUGAGGUAUUCCGUUUGGUUCUUAUUACCGGUGAUUACUUUGCCGACUGCUUUCAAGAUAGAAAAACAAUUCAGAACUCCGCAUACGAUUCAGAGCGUGCCCAAACAGACAGCCAAAUUAAACAUGUUUCUAGGCAUUUUGUACGUUGUUGCUUGUUUACUCGUGGAUCCUCUUCCAUAUCUGUAACAUCCAUGCGCCAUGCAUCAUUGUUCAGAAGAGAAUCCGAUGAUUAUGUGGGCAACUGUUGAUCUAUUUAAUAUUCAUUUAUUAUUUUCAUAAUAUUUGGACUGGUACAUAUGAUCGAUUGAUUCUCAUCAUAAAAUCUAAUUUCUUCCUUCGUGCAAGCAUCAUCAUGUACAUUUAUAAAACUUGAUUCAUACUCGACACGUUAUAUUACCAAUAUUUGUAAUACGAUAAACAUUUGGAGGUAAUCCAACAAUGUGAUGAUCUUUGGCAUGUACAAAGCAAUUAUAUAUCGUUCAGAAUCUGAAUUUCUACCUGUAAUUUUUCCGACAUAUGUAACAAGCAUAAUAUUUUCACACCUAAAGUAGGUGGAAAUGAACUAACGUGAAUUUUUAAUAUAUAAUUAUUUAAAUACGUUUGUAAUUAGUUUAUCUCAACGAAUUAAAAGUCCACAUGGCAUCAUUUAUUAAGAAACAAAGAAAGAGCUGUAUGCAUAUCGUAAUGUGUACAUACAUGUAAUAAUGGUUUUGUAAUCUCAAAAACACAAAUCUCGAUUCAAGUUUUCACAUUUUAUAAAUUGAUAAAUUUACAAGUCAAGACAAUAAAUUCUGUACGGUGUAUUACUAAUAAUAAACUAGAAUGUUGUUAUUGUUUCGUCGUUUACUGUCAUCGUUACAAAGAUCUGUAAUUAUAAAACACUUAUAGUUUCGGCAUAGCUUUAUUUGUCUAUGAUUAUUGUAUUAUAUAUUAUUUAAAAGUACAGACAAUUCUAUUUAAAUAUACAUGUAGAACGGUAAAAUUAAAUUAAUUUAAAUCCCCGUUUUCGAUCAAGCAACAAAUGAUACACUGUACUUCUAAACACGAGAGAAUGCAAAUGUUGCUAUCGUACUAAUGUAGUUUACACAUUCGUUCCAAUCACUUGAUUAGCGAACGCGACCUAAUGAAAAUGAAAGAAAUACGAUAAGAGGAAGCAAAUCUGAUUUUUGUGGCAAUAAUCCAAUAAAUCAUUUUUUAUUAAUCAA